Messenger RNA from Talpa occidentalis (Iberian mole), 1636 nucleotides. RefSeq names its product chromosome unknown C16orf95 homolog (gene CUNH16orf95). Bases 167 to 1636 code for a protein of 489 amino acids. The transcript has 8 exons. The record is from RefSeq and is a predicted model, not a curated record. NCBI's taxonomy places the organism in Eukaryota, Metazoa, Chordata, Mammalia, Eulipotyphla, Talpidae.
GCUUCUCCCCUCUGUCCCAACAUUCCACGGUUCCAUUGGAGGCAGCUCCCAGAUACGAGAGCCCCUGUCUUCUCUGGCUUGCUCUGGUGCUGGCAGGGGAAGCCGUGGGACAGGGGCGCGGGAGGGCAGUGACCCGCUGCGGUGACAGGCUGGUUGCCUGGCGCUGAUGACAAGGAGGGUGAUGGUGACAUCGUGUCUCCCACAGAUUGUGGAAGGACGCAGAGCAGAGGGGAAGGGAGGCCAGGGCGCUCAGCAGAGAGCUCGGGAAUGCAGCGGCCUGAGAGGCAGGAAGAGCUCACCUCAGACCUCUGGGAAAGAAGAGUUCCUCACUGACCGCUUGGUGAGGAGAGCAGACUCUGCGCCGCUCUACCCCAGCCCACCUUGUGGGAUGGCGGCAGCAGGGAGUGUGGGUCUAGAGGCGGCAGCUUGUGAGAGGAUGUGCCGGACACAGAUGUGCCCCAUGACCAGCACUGCUCACCGCCGGCCCGUCUGCUGCGAGUGCCAGGCCCGGUUCCGGGGCCGACUGCCUGUGCCCAGGGCUGAGGCAACGCUGCCUUACUGGGUCCCUCUGUCGCUGAGGCCCCGCAGGCAGGUCCAGAAGACGGUGCGGUGUCACGUCUCCAAAACCACCAAGGGGUGCCGCUGCCCCUGCCACCGCUUCGGGGGCCGCCUCCCGAUGCCUAGGGGGCAGGCCGCGAUGCCCUACUGGGUGCCUCCGGUCCUGAGGUCGCCCAGGAAGGCAGUGAAGAGGCAGCAGAGUUUUAAAGACAUCCAAGACCGCCUGGACCAGCGCUCCCGCUACAACCGCUGGCGCGUGUGCGCGGCCGGGCUCCGCCUGAGCAAGUGGCGGCAGCUGCAGGCCCUCCACCAGCAGGAGCCGCCCGCGCCAGGCUGGGGAGCCAGCCCCCGGCCCGCGGCGCCCCCUCGGCCUCAGCCUCCGGAGCUUCGUCCAGGCCAUCCUGAGGGUCAUCGGCCAUCCGGCGACGCCACCGGAGCCCCGCAGACGUCGCGGAUGGACAGCGGCGGGCGGGGCGGCUCCUGGCCUGUUCCCAAGCCCCACAUCGCCCUGCCCCCAAGCGAGAGCCGCUCCCGCGUCCACACGCUGGCCCGCGUCAGGGCUGAGCGCUGGGCGUUGAGCCCCCGCCGCGCCUCUGCUCCUCAGGGGACUGGUCCAGAAAAGCCGCUGCAGGGGUCUGUCCAGUUUUCUAGUCAUUCUGGGCGGGAGGCAGCUCGGCCUUCCUCACGGGCCCUCCCCUGCAUCGUGCGCCUCUUCUCCCCGCCUUGGGCAGCGCCCCCUGGGAUCCGGCCCCGGGACCAGAUGCUGACCGUGCCCAUCACGGUGUGGCUGGCAGCGCGGCGCAAGCUUUCUCCAGGGGGUGCCAGGGAGGGGCCGGCCUGUGCGCGCGAGCGGGGCCGUGGGCGAGGUCUUUGUACACUGAAAAAUGGCCGAGGUGGUCGGCGUUAUGUGUGCGCACCUUGCAGUAAAGAGCAGGAACGGAAGCAGCAGGUCCGCUGCCUCUGCCGUGGCCUGGACUGUCCGCAUGUCCGCAGCGCGGAGCGUGGCGCCCGCGUCCCAGGCAGCCUCGGGUACGGCGGGCUCUGGGAUCUGCGACAGACGCCUUGGCGGGUCAGCUGA